This is a messenger RNA of Diospyros lotus (date-plum), 3524 nucleotides long. Its product is annotated as protein ENHANCED DOWNY MILDEW 2-like. The transcript is spliced from 18 exons. NCBI's taxonomy places the organism in Eukaryota, Viridiplantae, Streptophyta, Magnoliopsida, Ericales, Ebenaceae. The record is from RefSeq and is a predicted model, not a curated record. The coding region runs from base 131 to 3307 and encodes 1058 amino acids.
UAAAACUUGCGCCAAGCCGCCAUAUUCAUACAAGAGGAAGAGGGAUUCACUGAGAAACUUCACCCUGGCGGUUGAUUUUGCCGAUCGCGGACUAGGGUUUCUGCAUGUAGUGUUUGAUUGGAAGAAGAAAAUGGCAUCUUCAGAUGAUGAGGACUGGGCUAUUCCACAGAUUGUCUCAGACUACCAUUUUGUUGACAGCAAGAACGAGCUUGUUGCAUUCUCUGAAUUACCAAUUCAAUGGAGUGACAGUGAGGAGCUGCUGGGUGAGAGAAGACAGAUAUUCUUAAGUGGGGCUGCUGACAAUGGCCUUCAGAAAAUAUACAAGCAGGUCACAGCGUGGAAGUUUGAUCUUUCUGAUUUCAAGCCAGAAAUAUCUGUGCUGUCUAAGGAAAACAAUUGGAUUAGGCUUCAGAAACCUAGAAAGAGUUUUGAGGACACAAUUAGGACAAUCUUGAUUACUGUGUACUGCCUGCACUUUUUAAAAAAAAACCCCAACUUAUCUGGCCGAUCUUUGUGGAAUCAUAUGUUUGAGGUUUUCAGCUUAUACAAGGAUAGACCAUCUGGGAAGGAUCUCAUAGGUCACUUGAAUUUAAUCAAUGAAGCUGUCAAAAGGGACGAAAGGUUAGCAAAAUCCAAGUUCUUGGUUACAUUUCUCAAGGAGAUGCCUCAGAGGAAAAAGGAAGCUUUUAACGAGGACAUUGAAGAUGAUUAUAUGGCAGAUGCAAAUGAAGAAGAUGAUGGUUCUGUUGAACAAAGUGACCCGUUUGAUCCUAUUUGUGCAAUUUGUGAUGAUGGUGGAACGGAACUGUAUUGUGAUGGGAGCUGCAUGAGGUCAUUUCAUGCUACUGUAGAAGAAGGUUUCAAAUCCAACUGUAAAUCUCUUGGUUUUUCUAAGGAACAAGCAGAAUGUAUAAAUAUCUUUUUCUGUAAGAAUUGUCAAUACAAACAGCACCAGUGCUUUGCUUGUGGGGAACUAGGCUCUUCUGAUAGAUUAUCUGGUGCAGAGGUCUUCCAAUGUGUUUCUGCAACCUGUGGUCAUUUUUACCAUCCACAUUGUGUUGCCAAAUUGCUCCAUCACAAGAGUCCUGCUGAGGCAGAAGACCUUCGGAAGAAGAUUCUUGCUGGGGAAUCUUUCAUAUGUCCUGUCCACAAAUGCAUUGUCUGCAAACAGGGUGAAAAUAAGGAGGAUGCUGAUUUCAAAUUUGCUGUAUGCAGGCGUUGUCCCAAGUCAUAUCAUAGAAAAUGCUUGCCUCGGGAGAUUGCUUUUGAAAAUAAGGAAGAUGAGGGCAUCGUGCGAAGGGCAUGGGAUGAUUUUCCUAAUCAUAUUUUAAUAUUUUGCUUAGAACACGAGAUUGAUACAAGAAUUAAUACUCCAAUUAGAAACCAUAUAAAAUUCCCAGUUGAUGGACAAAACAAGAAGAAAGAAACAUCCUGGCAACACUUAAGCAAAGAGAAAGUUCCACAAAAGGAGAGAAGUCUAUUCUCAGAAGACACUUCCAGGAAGAGAAGUCUUGGGAAAUUACAGUUGUCUUCAACCGUUAGAGGGGGUGAUCCUUCCAAAAUGAAUCUAAAAAGACUGAUUGGAUCCAGUUCUUCAAAGAAACAGAAAGCAGAGGGCUCAAGUAGAAAGGCUUGGAAUAACAUUGCUUCUACUGAAGUCUUUAAAUCCACCACUGAUGGAAGUAGGCCUUCCUCGGGAGAUGGGUUAUAUGCCUUGAUGAACUCUAUGAAUGAGGACACUUCUGUUACUGAAAAUAAGCAAGCCCAAACUGAUGAGCCUGUUGCAAAGGAUAUGAGUAUUUUGCUGCAGCUAGAUGAUGUUUCUAAACAGAGAGUAUUGAAUUUAAUGAAAGAUGCCAUGUCUUCAACAACUCUGGAAGCAGAAAUGGACAAGCAGAAAGGGCCAACAACUCAUAGCUACUCAUCGAAGUAUAUGCCUGAUAAGGCCUGUACCUUGGGAAAAGUGGAGGGUUAUGUUCAGGCUCUUCGUGCAGCUUUAAAGAAUCUAGAAGGAGGUUGCAGUGUGGAAAACGCAAAAGCUGUGUGUGAACCUGGUGUUCUGCACCAAAUAAAUCGGUGGAAGAUUGUUGACGUGCUCCAUUGCUAUGUACAAGAUGGUGAUAUGAUAGUUGAUUUCUGCUGUGGAGCUAAUGAUUUCAACUCUCUCAUGAAGAAAAAGCUCGAGAAGACAGGCAAGAAGUGCUCAUAUAAAAACUAUGGCAUUGUACAAGCAAAGAAUGACUUUAACUUUGAGAAGAGGGAUUGGAUGACUGUAGAUCCAAAAGAAUUGCCAGCCGGGUCACAGUUGAUCAUGGGACUAAAUCCUCCUUUUGGAGUAAAUGCUUCCCUUGCAAAUAAGUUCAUUGACAAGGCACUUGAGUUUGAGCCAAAGCUCCUUAUCUUAGUUGUUCCUAAAGAGACAGAAAGGUUGGAUGAAAAAAUGAAUCCUUAUGAUCUGGUAUGGGAGAAUGAUGAGUUGCUUUCGGGGAAGUCCUUCUAUUUACCUGGAUCUGUUGAUGUAAAUGGCAACCAAAUUGAGGAUUGGAAUGUAAAACCACCACUGCUCUAUCUAUGGAGUCGUCCUGAUUGGACUGAUGAACACAUGAAAAUUGCUCAAAAGCACGGACACACGUCCAGGGUAGGAGAAUGCUCAUAUUUUGGAGAUCAUCCGAACCAACCACUGGUUUCAGCUGGUUAUGGAGAGAGAGAUCAUGCUCCCAAGGGUCAAACUUCCAUGCCAAUUGAUGAUCAUCCUCCUGUUCAAAAUGAAUCACGCGAACAGCUCCAAGAAAGAACGCGUGCCUCUGAAGACAAUUAUGACUGCCCCCCUCAUGGUAAUGUUAUUGGACAAGUCCAGGAGAACCAUGGCCAUGGGAUAAAUCAAGCAACUCCUGAUUGUGGUUUUGGGGUGAAGAACACAUCAGAGGAACGGUUUGCGGGCCCCCGGAGAGGGGAUGCAAGCAGCCAUGGUUAUGGGUCAUAUCUUGGCCAACCAACUCCGGGUACUGACAGUCGAAGAAGCAGCCUUCUGGCAGCAGCUGAAAGACUUAAGUUUUCUUCUCCUCGCGACCACGUGGGUUCGACAGUGAACUCGUCUUACAGCCAGAUGAAGAACACAUCUGUUGGGCAGCGACAUGCACCGCAAUUGGAUGAAUUAAACGGGCAUGAGCCACCUCCAGCUAGUAGAAAUUCCAUGCCUGAUCCUCUUCCUCCUCGCCCUCAAUAUCAUCCUCAUCUGUCGGGCUUUGCUCCUGCUCUUUCUCGCAGCACCUCACCUCACAACUCAGCAGGCUGGCUUAACGAGUAAACAGUAAAUUAGUCUUCUUUUCUUUUCCCUUUUUUGGUAUGUGUCUGUGUUUCCUAUAUUCCAGUUGAGAUCAUAUGAAACGGUUAGGUGGCUUUUGAUCAGCUUUAGUUGUGGAUAUAUUAGGACAGUAUCUAGAAAACAACUUUAGGUUGUGAUUUAAUUUGUCGUUAGUGUGGUGUUGUUAAGAAUCGAUUUUAAAAAGAAUAGUUGUGCUCUA